AUGGUGAAGGUUUUGAUCUGCGGAGAUAUCGAAGGAAAUAUCAAAGACGUUUCAAACAGAGUGAACAAAUAUGCCACAAGUAAGGUGGGUCCGUUUGAUGUUCUCUUCUGCGUUGGAAAGUUUUUGGAUGAGAAUAAUCAGAUCCAAAUAGAUUCCUCCAUUUCAUUUUCGCUUCCAACAUAUGUUGUUUUAAAAGAUGAUGUUAUUUCCGACGAGUUGCGAGACCAAUUAAGUAAAGUAAAGAAUUUGACACUGGUGACCGAUGUCAGCUUUCAAACUAUCAAUGACCUUCGUGUCUUGUUCAUCCCUGGUAUCUAUGACGAAAAGGAGUACACAAACAACAAUUCCUCCUCUUCAUCCGUUUAUUACCACAAAUCUCAAAUUGAACAGGCGAUCGCUGCCAGUGGUGAAGCCAACGUGGAUUUUGUUUUCUCAGCAGAAUGGGCUUUGGGAAUGCUUCGUAAUCUCGACAAUUCUCGCUUCCCCUCCAUUCCAGACUGCCAUUCUGUAGGAUCGCCCAUCAUUAGCCGAGUGCUUGCCUCUGUGCGUCCUCGCUAUCACUUUGCGGGCUCAAUGAACACUUUCUACGAGCGUGUUCCCUAUCGCAACAUCGAUGGCACCAUUACGCGGAUUGUGUGUCUGGGCCCCGUCCGCGCUGGCUCCGAUAAAAGCCGCAAAUGGCUGCAUGCUCUGAACGUCGUGCCGGCCUCACAGAUGUCCGCGGAGGAGCGAAAACAAUGCGAUUCCUUCGCGACCAAAUCGCCGUUCGACUCCUUCAAACGCGCGCAGGGAGCCGCGGAUUCGGCUCCAGACAAGCGAGUCAACGCGGGCGAGUCUGCUGGAGCGGCCGAAAGCGCGGUCCGAAGCUCGUGUUGGUUCUGCCUCGCAGCGCCUAAUGUAGAAAAGCAUCUCAUUGUGACAGUGGGGGAAAACGCGUAUUUGGCGUGCCCGAAGGGACAGCUGACCGCAGGACACAUUUUGAUCAUCCCGGUGGUUCAUCGGCAGAGCACGCUGCAGCUGCCAAAAGAAGCCGUCGAAGAGAUGGAGAAAAUGUUCCGCGCCCAAGGGAAAAGUGUGCUUAUCUGGGAGAGAAACCUCACUACACGCAAUCCGCUGCACUGCCAUCUGCAAGUUGUGCCGAUCGAAACGACGAAGGAAAGCGUGGUCAAAAUCGUGCUGGACGCAGCGGCGACGCAGCGCGGAUUUCAUUUCCAAGAUAUUCCGGAAGGCCAAAAAUUGGAGGAUUGGGCAGGGAAAGAUGACUAUCUUUACGCAGAAGUGUGGGGAGAAAAGGAAAUACCGAAGCGGUUUGGGUAUGUGGUGAAGGAGAAGCGGCCGCAGAUGCAGUUUUUCCACCAGGCCGUCGGCUCGCUGCUCGAAGCGGAAAAUGUGGGGGAUGAUUGGAAGGCGUUGCAGAAGUCGGUGGAGGAGGAGACGAAGAUUACGUCUGAGUUUAGAGAGGCGUUUAAACCCUACGAUAUCUUUGAGAAGGAGGCUAGUUCAUAA
Messenger RNA from Blastocystis hominis, 1506 nucleotides. RefSeq lists its product as hypothetical. The record is from RefSeq and is a predicted model, not a curated record. Gene Ontology annotation, biological process: mRNA splicing, via spliceosome. Gene Ontology annotation, cellular component: post-mRNA release spliceosomal complex. The transcript is spliced from 10 exons. NCBI's taxonomy places the organism in Eukaryota, Bigyra, Opalinata, Blastocystidae. Gene Ontology annotation, molecular function: RNA lariat debranching enzyme activator activity. The coding region runs from base 1 to 1506 and encodes 501 amino acids.